UGUGUCCUGGAAUGUGCGUUGUCCUAUUGUGACCGGACAAGGAUGCCCUUCUAUUUGAACCUAGAAGAAAUCUUCUUUCAUCAUGCUCACAACAGCCACUGGAUAUGUUUGAACAGUAUCCGCCAGCAUUGGUUUUAGAAGUAUAUAGCUUUUCGCGCGCACAUGCCGAACCCGUUUCAGAAUAUGGUUCUUCUUUCCAGGCCGACCUCGGAUUCCUUUUAACACAGCGAUGGACACAGCGAUGGAAGGCGCACGGAUGGACGACGAGAAUCUUGCUGCCACUGACCCGUCGAAACAACUCCCAAGCGUUGGGGUUCUUUGCCGCCUUGGGGAACCAUCUACCGACGCGGAUAAGCAUAAUACGUCGAAACGCUCCUCGGGGGGGAUCGGAAGAUCCCAGGCCGAUGAUGGCACGGGGAGUGGCGUUAACAGGGCUAUGAAAGAGGAUCUUGGCGAGCGCGGUGACAGAGAGAACCAAAAAAGCGACGCGAGGUUGAUCAGGAGACCUGAGAAACAACGGUACACUGGCAUAGAGAAUGGCAAAGGAAGUGCCAGUACCGAAACGAAACUCAAAUCUACGUUGACCAAGGGACCCGAGAAACACCAACAGAGUGGCAUCAGGAACAGCAAAGGAAGUUUCAACACCGAAACGAAGUCCAAAUCAAAACAACGAGCAACAGGCGUAACCCAACGUAUUCGAGCAGAAGAAUCAGGUCCAGGAAGUGCUAGUGCCGAAACAAAACCCGAAUCAAACCAGAGAGCAACAGGCCUACCCCGACCCAUUCGAGCAGAAGGAACAGAUCCAAGAAUCUCCACGCUUGCAAAGAACCCCAGAGCGAAUGAGAAAUCUACUAUAGGCCCAGUGCAAGAAGCCAUGAGUAUUAGCGAGUUUGCGACGCGUCUUGACAAGGCAAAGUCCAGCAGGGAAAUGGGGGUGACACAGAGACUAAAUGUGAAAGCAAGCCGUACAGGCAUUAGGUCUUUGGAUUCAGGGGAGGCCUCAAAGCGAAUCGUUCCCGUGGGUUCGAGAACUAUGGAUAGCAAGCCCAGACUGACACUCGACACGAACGUUGGACCUCAAAGCGGUGUGGUUCUUGAGCCACCGCGAUACGAAAUAAAAGGUCAGGAGUCUAAAAGGGUUAGGACAAAAAGCUCAACCGCUGGAGAUAAAAGGCGGGGAAUCGAUGAUAAACCAUUGAUGAAGACCGACAAGAUCAUCCAAGAGACAAAAGAUACCUUUAUUCGGGUUGGAGGUGGAAGCGGCAGCUCCAGUUCCGAAGAUGAGAUUAUACCGAAAGCCAAGGAGAACACACACGGUCAUAGAGAGCUUGGGACUAUAAAGGCGAUAUUGAUGAGACUUCCCCUCCUAGCGAGAGAAGAACGUCCCGGUGAAGCAGACUUCGAUCUCGAACCGGAUAACUCGGAGGGAAUAUUAGACUACAAUGAAGAAGCGCACAAGAAGGAGCUACGGGAAAAGCAUGAGUUAAGAAUGCGAUUGUACGGGUGGGUGAAGACAGAGCCGAAGAAACCGGUCUAUAGCGGAGAAGGGAGUAAUUAUUUUGUUUUCAGCAGUACGGCGUCGCCUCCCCUAGUUCACGAAAUCGUCAGCUAACGAACUGCUCUUCCAGCAUUCCCCGAAGUGCAGAUCGAAGCCACGAUCUGGAGUCUGAACAACCUCACCAACAUGUGUAUCAUCUUGAACGAUGAUGACGACGCAGUAACUCACGCGGGGGAAGCCCUCAAACAAGCGAACAGACUCGGAUUCCCCCAAUAUGAACAGAAAUGCCAUUACUAUAUUGGGAGGAUAGCUGCCAAAGCUGGCGCGAAAUGCGUUGCAUACCAAAGCAUGAAGCAUGCAGCUAAGGCGGAACAGUGGUUCC
Messenger RNA from Eremomyces bilateralis CBS 781.70, 1880 nucleotides. RefSeq lists its product as uncharacterized. The transcript has a single exon. The record is from RefSeq and is a predicted model, not a curated record. NCBI's taxonomy places the organism in Eukaryota, Fungi, Ascomycota, Dothideomycetes, Eremomycetales, Eremomycetaceae. Bases 230 to 1612 code for a protein of 460 amino acids.